Caenorhabditis elegans is the source of this 1111-nucleotide messenger RNA. RefSeq names its product Nucleotide-diphospho-sugar transferase domain-containing protein (gene F53F4.7). The transcript has 4 exons. Bases 4 to 1086 code for a protein of 360 amino acids. NCBI's taxonomy places the organism in Eukaryota, Metazoa, Nematoda, Chromadorea, Rhabditida, Rhabditidae. The record is from RefSeq and is marked reviewed.
AAGAUGCGCCCAUUCUUUAUUGCAUUCAUUCUUUUUUCAGCUAUUCCAUUGUCUUUAAUAUUUAAUAAUAUCUAUCAAAAUUAUAAAAAUCUAAAAGUUCUUCGCAAAAAUGAAGCUGAAUUUCAUUGGAGUCAUAUUGUGAAGUAUGAAGAGUUGAAGACAGCUGUAAGGAAACUUCCUGAUGGAUACGGAGUUAUGCUUUUGAAUCGACACGCUGUAAAAAUGACUUUGAAUUGGUUGUGCAAUACAAAAAGUUUUGUGGGUGUUCACCAGAAAAUGCUAUUCUUAGUUAUGGAUAAGUUUUCGGAAGAAAGUCUUCGAAAAGUGUAUCCAAGAUUGAAUAUUGUCAUCUGGUUGGCACCAGUACUUCAAAAAACAUUCCGCCCAUAUGACAUAACAUACAUGAGCUUUUUCCUAAUGAGAACCAAUAUGAUUCAUGCACUUCAAAAACUUGGAAAACCGUUUUGGAUGCUUCAGGCUGAUACAGUUUGGCGUGAUAAUUUUCUUAACUUGGUCGAUGUGAGUAAAUAUGAGAAUAGUGAUAUUCUUCUUGAUCAACAAGGAUUCGAAGGAACCGCUGAUAUUCGAAAAAGAACAAUGAACGGUGCAAACUUCUAUAUUCCCUCAAAAUCUUCCAGUCAGUCUUUAGUAGAAUCAUGGUUAUUUUGGCAGAAAAGUGUGUAUAUUACUGACCCAGAUCUUGUUAAAAUGUUUUGUCUCCGUGGAGAUUAUUCAUGUGAUUAUGUUCCAUACAGUCUGGUAACGGGAUGGGAAUGGAUUUACGGAGACCAGAAAAACCCACCGAUCAUGAUUCAAAUGGACGGAGAAACUGGUGGAAAUAAGGAGAAAGUGCUUGAAAAAUAUAAUUUCUGGUUUUUGGAUAAAAAUGACAGAUGUAAAGCAGAUAAAGUUUCAAAAGGAGUUCAACAUAUGGUUGAUGGAACUGUGCCACGGAUUAUGACGCAAUCAAAGAAUCGCGAACAAUUUUAUUUGAAACUCGGAGAAUUUCUCAAUCAAAUUCCAGUUUUCGGACAUUAUUCCAGCAUUUAUGGAGGACUCACGUCGCUUUAUUUACAGUUUUUCUGAUUUUUAAUAAAGUUUUUUGAACGUU